UAGGAGACUAUGAAAGCACAGAGCAGGACUUAGCAUCGCUGCAGGGAGAAAGGCUUGGGCCACGAAAAGUUCACCUGUUACUGGAAUUUUAAGCUGUCAUAAAUAAUAUGAAUGUUCCUAAGUGCACAAGGUAAACAUACAUGUGCAUAAACCACAUGUCUGAAAUGGUACAUGAGAGCAAGACCAGGGCCAUCUUUAGCCCCCAGUUAUAAGACUCCCUCUAAAGCAGGUAGAAGGAAGCUCUUGACAAAACCUUUCCCAAUAGGCAGAGUUCUUUUCACUUGCUAAUCCCUCAAAUCCACUAAUAGACAAACUUCUCACUAACCCCAAAAUUUAGUUCCUGCCUCCACUCAUUCUUCUCUGGCAGAUAAUGAACCUAGGGGAUACCGGGUCCCUUGUUGGGGAGUUGGGCUGUACAAGCCAACCCCAAAAUUUUGUCUAAUAUUAGACUCAAGGACGAAGCCACAGGCAGAGCCUCUCUCUUCAGCAGAGGCCUACCUUGCACCCGGGGAAAGGAGUUGGGAUACUCAGGGGUAGAAGGGGGGGAGGCUUUGGCCUGCAAUGCUCGCUCUUCUCCCCUGCAACAAAAGUGGAGGGUGGAAGUUAACUUGGGGCUUAGCCACACUUCCUCUUAGCACUGUUUCCCCUGGGGGAAACCACUCUCUGUCAGCACAAAUGACAAUUUGGGUUCCCCCCGGAUAGCCAUUUGUGCCGAAUUAUCACUAAAGAGCAGUUUUUCCCUAGGAAAGGCGUAGGGGUGGGGGCAAAGGAGAAGCAAGGCACAUCACAAGCGGAAGUUUGGAGGAGCCUUCGGCCCCACAGCCUACUAUGAGAUGCACAUCAAUAGAUAGGAAGCUGUCUCAUAAUGAGAUCAUUCAUCCACCUAGCUCAGUAUUGUCUAAACGGACUGGCAGCCAUAGUUCUCCAAGGUUUCUGGCAGGAACCUCUCCCAGUCCCACCUGGUGACACCAUUGGGGAUUGAACCUGAGACCACUGCAUGCCAAGAAGGCACUCUGCCUAUGACCGUUCCCCUUUAAUGGCAGGUGCCAGUUUGGAAAGACCCCAUAUAUAAACUGUAGGGAUGGCUAAGUCGGGGCUAGAGAUCCUUUGCUUUUCAGUCACACAACACAUGCUCUGAAGGCGGUGUGGGUGUGGAGAUAAAGGAAGAACUCCCACCUCCUUACAGACGUUCACCUGAAGAACCAAAGUCUUGGCAAGACGUCGUCUACAUCCCCAUCCAUGGACACUGGAGCCUCCUAAAGUGAGGGCUGCCUCUCAAAAGGUAUCCAUUCAAGACUCAACAUGUGGGGCCCUGCAGUACAGAAUGGUCAUAUCUCAGGGGUCCUUUGCUAGUGCCUCCCGCUCCCCGGUUUCACAUUGGCAGGAAAGCGUUUGCUAGUACAGAAAAAAAGUGCUGUGGGGACCCCCCUCCAUGGAGUCGCCUCCCUCCUCCCACCUCCAUAACAGAAUCUUCUUGACUUGGCAACUUUGGAACUGAGUGACUGUUGCAUCAUCUCUCGUUCCGGAGUCAGGCCGGGGUUCUCUUGGCUCCAGGGCGCGGCUGAACCUCUCUUUGCAAGAAGCCACGUUGAACCCGUGUUCCUGAGCUUGGGCGAGCCCAGAACGAUGGUCACAAUCGAGUCGGAAUCAGACUUCUACGACGUUUUUGAGAUCCUGGGGAAGGGCACCUUCGGGGAAGUGGUGAAGAGCUGGAAGCGCAGCACAGGCGAGAUGGUGGCCAUCAAGAUCCUGAAGAACGACUCCUACCGGAGCAGGAUCAUCAAGAACGAGCUGAAGCUUCUGCAAACCAUGUCUGAGGUGGACUCGGAGGAGUCCCACAUCGUCCAGUUCCACGAGUUCUUCCAUGACGAGCUCAAGUUCUACCUGGUCUUCGAGCUGCUGGAGCAAAACCUCUUUGACUUCCAGAAGGAGCACAACUUUUCCCCGCUUCCCGUCCGGCACAUCCGGACAGUGACCAUACAGGUGUUGAGGGCGCUGGCCAAGCUGAAGGAGCUCUCCAUCAUCCACGCGGACCUGAAGCCUGAAAACAUCAUGCUGGUGGACCAAGUCAGGUACCCUUUCCGAGUCAAGGUGAUAGACUUUGGCUCAGCCAGCAUCUUCAACGAGGUGCGCUACGUCAAAGAGCCCUACAUCCAGUCCCGCUUCUACCGGGCGCCCGAGAUCCUGCUGGGCCUGCCCUUCUGCGAGAAGGUGGAUGUCUGGUCCUUGGGCUGUGUGAUGGCCGAGCUGCACCUGGGUUGGCCCCUCUACCCUGGCAACAACGAGUAUGACCAGAUCCGGUACAUCUGCGAGACGCAGGGGAUGCCUAGGCCCGCCCUGCUCAACGCGGCCAGGAAGGCUCACCUUUUCUUCAAGAGAAGCCAGCACCCUGAGGUGGUCAACUCCUGGCAGCUGAAGACCCCGGCGGAGUACCUGGCAGACACCAAGGUGAAGUCAGUGGAGAGGAGGAAGUAUGUGCUCAAGUCCCUGGACCAGAUGGAGACGGUCAACGUCCACAGGAUGAUCUACCCGGACACGGAGGCCCUGGCCGAGUACUUUGACCUGCGCAGCAUGGUGGAGCUCAUCAAGCGCAUGCUGACCUGGGACUCACACGAGCGCAUCACGCCCAGCGCUGCCCUGAAGCACCCGUACGUCUCCACCCAGCCGCUGAAGCAGAACUACGACCUUACCCAGUACUACCAGUUCUGCCUGCGCAGCCUCCACGAGUCGCUGCCCAGCCACAGCAAGACCGAGGAGGAGGCGCAGCUCUACAGCGCCAUGGAAGAAGAGCGUUUCUACUCGGUGCGUGACAGUUUCCAGGAAGAGAACAGUGCCCAUGGCAUCCAGAGGACCACCAGCCAGAUGGAUGACCUCAGCAUCGCCGAGGCUGGCCAGGAGGCACCCCUGAAGGUGUGGGGAGAAGGGCCCAGCGGGGGGCUGUAUGAGCCGACCCACCCCGGGCCCCCGGAGGCGGCAUCCGGCCGGCGCAAGCCUGUCCUGCAGAGCCUACGCUUGCGCCAGGAGCAACCGCAGCAAGAGCCCAUCCCGGCCUACUACCGGAACCGCCGUGGCAGCCCCCGGCACCGCAAGGCGUCUCACCAUGCCAAGCCAGACCCCACCUUUGAGAACCUGAUCCUGCUGGGGCAGUACUCCCCCAAGGAGCCCCCCACGUGGGAGAAGGAAAGCAACUCCAGCACAGCCUCCCUGCCAGAGUCCAACACCAGGGAAGACCCCAGCUACCCCAGGGGCUUGAUGCUUUCGCCCACCGCUCAGAGAGCGCAGCCAGAGGUGUACGAGCCAGCCGCCCAGCUGCCUGGGCCCACCAGUUGGCUGCCGAAGGAGAACUGGCUGGCAGAGCAUGGCAUGGAAAGGGCCCCCCUCAAGGCAGUGCUGCACGCUUCCCGGAACCGCCAUCAGCUGCAGCCGUACCUGCAACACAUCGCCAGCCACCACUGACCCCGCGGGCCCUCCCCACCCCCCCACCCCGGAAGAGGGCAGGCGCAGCAGAGAGAUGGCCCCAGCCGGCGGCCCUCAAAACAGAUUCCUUUGUAGCCACUAAAUAUAUAGACUGUUCCUCGCUGCCCAAAGCUACUUGCUUUAAUAAAAGCCACCUUACUCUUA
Podarcis raffonei (Aeolian wall lizard) is the source of this 3621-nucleotide messenger RNA. It is a transcript of the gene HIPK4, whose product is annotated as homeodomain interacting protein kinase 4. Bases 1627 to 3456 code for a protein of 609 amino acids. The transcript is spliced from 2 exons. Gene Ontology annotation, molecular function: protein tyrosine kinase activity; protein serine/threonine kinase activity; ATP binding. Gene Ontology annotation, cellular component: nucleus; cytoplasm. The record is from RefSeq and is a predicted model, not a curated record. NCBI's taxonomy places the organism in Eukaryota, Metazoa, Chordata, Lepidosauria, Squamata, Lacertidae. Gene Ontology annotation, biological process: peptidyl-serine phosphorylation; peptidyl-threonine phosphorylation.